Peniophora sp. CBMAI 1063 is the source of this 495-nucleotide messenger RNA. The record is from the annotation of a GenBank genome assembly. NCBI's taxonomy places the organism in Eukaryota, Fungi, Basidiomycota, Agaricomycetes, Russulales, Peniophoraceae.
AUGGAAACCGCUCUUCGCGUCGUCGAUACCGUCAAGAACUUCCGUGAGACGCGUCUCAGUGCGCUGCGCCCUCCGCAAGAAUUCUUUGACUACAACCGCAUCUCGCGCCCCGGCGACUUCUCCGUUGCCGUUCAGCGCAUAUCUUACAACACCCGUUACUUCUCUGGCAACUAUGGGUUGAUCGUUGCGGCACUUGCCGUAUAUGCACUCAUUACGAGCCCGUUGCUGCUCAUCGCCAUUGGCUUCCUUGUUGGCGGCUUCGCAGCGAUCAACAAAUGGGCUCCAGAGCCGAUGCAGGUCGGCGAGCACGUCGUGACCCAAAAGUCACUAUACACCGCUCUCUUCGUGAUCGGCAUCCCGCUUCUCUGGUGGGCAUCCCCCAUCUCCGUAUUCUUCUGGUUGAUCGGCGCCAGCGCCGUUCUCAUUAUCGGUCAUGCUUGCAUGGUCGAGCCUGGAAUCGAGUCGGAGUAUGCUACUGUUCAGGAGGCCGUCUAA